AUCAUGCGCAUUGGCUCAUGAACGAAAAAUAUGGCAGCUGACGAAUAGAGAAAACUGUUGGGACCUGACUCAAUUCGAUAGAAAACGGCAACAAUCAAAACAAAAAGGGGGUUGCUGUUGGGGGGGGGGGGGGGGGUGAACAACUUGCACUUGUCUACCCAACACCUUGUUGUGCCACAGCUGCCAACAAUAGUUAACAUGGGCAGGACUUCACUAAAAGACACGAAAGAUAGCAAAAAAGAGAAACCUGGAAAGAGUAUGGCACCUCCUUCUCCUGCUCCUGUAUGCUCUAAGGAGACGUUUCGUUGGGAGGAGUACUUGAAGGAAACGUCAUCCAUUCCAGCCCCUCCAAGCUUUUUCAGACAGUCCAGGGUCCCGCCCACCAACGACUUCAAGGUCGGCAUGAAGCUGGAAGCUCACGACCCCCGGAACUCCACCUCGGUGUGCAUCGCCACGGUGAUGGGCAUCACGGGCGUGCGUCUGCGUCUCCGCCUGGACGGCAGCGACAACACCAACGACUUCUGGAGGCUGGUGGACUCCUCGGACAUCCAACCCAUCGGCACCUGUGAGAAGAAAGGAGACAUGCUACAGCCCCCGCUGGGAUUCAGAAUGAACGCUUCAUCGUGGCCCAUGUUCCUCCUGAGAACCCUAAACGGAGCAGAGAUGGCCCCGGCAACCGCGUUCAAAAAAGAACCUCUAAGGCUUCCCCAGAACAACUUCAAGCCUGGAAUGAAGCUGGAGGCUGUAGACAAGAAGAACCCUUACCUCAUCUGCCCUGCCACCAUAGGAGAGCUGAAGGGAGACGAGGUCUUUGUUAUGUUUGACGGGUGGAGGGGCGCGUUUGAUUACUGGUGCAAAUACGACUCAAGGGACAUCUUUCCUGUGGGCUGGUGCUCCAUCACCAAACACUCCCUGCAGCCUCCAGGCAACAGUGUCACCCUGCCAAAGAACCUGCACGUCCUCACGGCGUCGCCCUCCAAGCCCAGCAGGCGCUCCAUGCAGUCCCCCUACCGGCUGCCCAACCCCCUGCCCCCCCUGCCCGUCAGGAAAGGCGUGCGGGGGCGCAGGCCCAAGAGCGAGACCAUCGCCCUGCUGAAGGCGGUGGCCGAGGCGGCGGCGGCGGCGGCCCAGAAUGGCCUGGGGCCCCAGGACGGGGGCCCUGACCUGCAGCUGGCCCCCCGGCCCCACAAGAAGAGAGGCCCCAAGCCUGGAAGCAAGAGGAAGCCCCGUGUGGCCCAGGUCCCGACCCAACUGACCAGCCUCCAGGUGUCUCAUGACAACUCUGUGCACCUCAGCUCAGUGGUCUCUACAGUGUGCGUGUACGUCAACAAACACGGGAGCUGCGGGCCGCACCUGGACAGGAAGCAGAUGCAGCGUCUGCCCGACCACUUUGGGCCGGGCCCCGUGAACGAGGUCCUGCAGCAGGCCGUGCAGACCUGUCUCGACUGUGCCUACCAGCCCAAGGUGCUGCUGGGAGCCCUGCAGACACACGCCGGAGGGGGAGAGGUGGUCCGAGUGAGGAUGGACGGCGGCGUGCGCCUGGUGAAGCUGCCCUCGGCCUCCAGCGCCUCCUUCGUGCUGCGCUUCCUGGAGACCAUCUGCCUCCAUCUGCAGUGUGACAACCUGUUCAGCAGCCAGCCCUUCAGCCAGUACACCCCCUACGACAGGACCAAGUCAGUGAAAGAGGAGGCGUUUGAGACGCCAGCUCUGAGCCGAGGGGGGAAGCGGCCCUCCAGGGACUCUCCCCCCUACGCUGCCCCCCUGUCCCCCAAGCAGCAGCGCUCGGAAGCCCACCCUUCAGAAGCAGAGACUCUGCCCCACGAGGAGAAUGGCCUGCUGAAAGAGCAGCGCUUCAUGGACUCGGCGUCCAACUCCAUGACCCCGCGGCCUCAGACGCUGCGCGGCUCCUCCUCUGAGUACCCCUCCCAGGCCGGCAGCCCCUACUACCCCGGCCACGGCACGCCCCUGCGCCGCCUCGGCUCCAACCCGGCAGACCUCACCGCCGCCGCCGCACACGCACACCGCCGCGUGGAAGCUGCAAGUUCCACCACGGGCCCCGAGGCCCCGGCUGCAGACAGGGACACCCCCAGGGGCCCCUGUAGGGACCCCGCCUCCUGGUCCAUCGAGGAGGUGAUGCAGUUUGUGAGGGAGGCCGACCCGUCGGCGCUGGCCCCCCACGCUGAGCUCUUCAGGAAACACGAGAUCGACGGUAAAGCUCUGAUGCUGCUGCGGAGCGACAUGGUCAUGAAGUACAUGGGCCUCAAACUGGGGCCCGCCCUCAAGCUGUGCCACCACAUAGAGAGACUGAAGCAGGGCAAGCCUUAGCUGGGCAAGCCUUAGCAGGGAAAGCCUUAGCAGGGCCGCCCCGGCCCGGACCCCCCCUCCCCCCGCUUCUCCCCCCCCCCCCCCCCCCACCUACAGACCACCCCCUCCCCCCAUGCAGCCUGGGAGCAGGCCAGUUAGAGGGUCCCUGCUCCUCCAAUGCACACUGAAGGAAACACAAGACAGACAGACAGACCCUGGCAUCUGCCUUGUAACACCUCUGUGGGUGUUACAGCCACACCGUUGGGCCCGGGCCGGAGGGCCGGGCGGGGUGGGGGAAGACGUGCGCCAGGCGUCGCAGACACAUUACCUCAUCUUGUCUCAUCGGUGGACAGAAUGCCGUGGAGGUCUACUGGACCACAGCGGCUGGAAUCCCAAAGGAAGAUCAUCUCUGUGGUGUUUACAGGACACAGCACAAGCUCACAUUAAGAGGGUCGCUUUUUUUUACUGAGAGGGAAAAAUAAACACAUAGUUUCGAUCCUGGUUCUGGGAUCUCCAAAGAUGGAGAAUGUUAUUUUUUUGUUUUUUUUCCUUAUCAAACUUUUGUUAAGAUGACCAUUGAUGCAAAAAUUCCUGUUUAGUAAGGA
Messenger RNA from Hypomesus transpacificus, 2909 nucleotides. Its product is annotated as sex comb on midleg-like protein 2. Lineage: Eukaryota; Metazoa; Chordata; Actinopteri; Osmeriformes; Osmeridae. The record is from RefSeq and is a predicted model, not a curated record. Gene Ontology annotation, molecular function: protein binding. Bases 199 to 2325 code for a protein of 708 amino acids. Gene Ontology annotation, cellular component: nucleus. Gene Ontology annotation, biological process: regulation of DNA-templated transcription. The transcript is spliced from 15 exons.